Messenger RNA from Lodderomyces oxycetoniae, 2766 nucleotides. RefSeq lists its product as uncharacterized. The coding region runs from base 1 to 2766 and encodes 921 amino acids. The record is from RefSeq and is a predicted model, not a curated record. Lineage: Eukaryota; Fungi; Ascomycota; Pichiomycetes; Serinales; Debaryomycetaceae. The transcript has a single exon. Gene Ontology annotation, molecular function: protein binding.
AUGAAACCAAGGUUAAACAGGGUAGGGAUACCCAGUAGUGGUCGACCGAGGGUGAUGAACAAACUACUGCAUUUUCGAAAGGUAGACACUGGUGUAGUUGGGAGCAAGAAUAACCUACGGGAAAAGUUGAAAGACCUUGUUGAAAACAAUGAACAAUUGAGAUUAUAUGCACCAGAACCCAAUCACAACGAUGACCGAGGGCAAAACCGGGACCGAAGCGGGCACCGGGACCAGGACCGAAGCUGGCACCGAAGCUGGCACCAAAGCGGGCACCAAAGCGGGCACCAACAACUGAGGAUAAAGACGGAGAAUAUUCGAGGACCUCUUAAAUUUUUAAAAGAAAAAUAUGCUUCGACACCUUUCCUUGACCAUAAGGGGAAACCUUUCACCGUGGAUACUUUGCGAGCGGGAGAUUUGAAGUUUUGUAGCCCCAAAGCGAGGAUUAUUUUUGAUAACGUUAUGAGAAUCAAAGAUGCUACAAAAAUCCAGGUAAAUCGGCUUUUAUCGUUACGUUUGUUGGGAACAAGCAAAGAACAGUUGGAAGACCCAUAUUUCAUUACCCUGAAUGCUUAUGAUUUGUUAAAGUGCGACCAAGACGAUAAAAGAGCCACAUACUUGUGUCGUAUCAGCAAAAGAGAAUGUGCAAAAGUCGGCAUGAAUGUGAUUAUGGCAUGGCAUUUUGAUAGGAAAGAUCAAAAAGCUGGUAUCAAAUCGUUUCACGAACGACGCAGAUUUGGGAUACAGUGCGAUGAGUACACAUACUCAAUGCUUUUCAAUGGAGUUUCUAAAACAACUUCCUGGGGGCACGCAAGCCAAGACCUUUGCGACAAAAUGUUGGAAAUAUUUAGAAAUGGAAGGGAUGAGUUUCUGAACAAGAGCAGUCAGUUUACCACAACCGUGUUUAACGCAUGUCUAAGUAUUUUGGUGAAGAAUUUUCAAGAUAGACAAGCAAGCGCAUGGGCUUUCUUUGAUGAACUAACCGGGAAUGAAGAAACCGAAAUAAAGCGCAUAAAUCCCGACGCACAAACAUUCACAAUACUAUUGCAGGGAAUCAAGAGAUAUACUGAGCAUGAAAGAGAAAAGACUUUGGAAGAUACGAGCUUGUCAUCACACGAGCGUAUUUUAAGGCUAUUGGAAUUAGAGGCUGGUCAUGUAAAAACCGCUGAGAUUAUUAUGGACAAGGUGCGAGCCUUAGCAAUGCCUCCGUUGAAAACCUCGGAUGAGGUGUUGAAUUUAAAGAAUAUAAAAAAGUGGAAACAUUCCAGAGUACAUAUAGACUUUCCGGUCAUUACAACAUAUAUCGCAAGCCUAUGUAGUCGUGAUUCGGGUACGGGUUUAGGGCUCCAUAAAGGAUCUCAUUAUGCUUACAACGAAAGAGCCUUGGAUAUUUUACGUGCAGUUUCCCCCGAAGCUGAUAAGUUGUUGAAAUACAUUGAAAGUGAUAUUCAAGACAAUCGCAUCACAGUUUCAGAAAAGUCAAAAUCACAAACAGAUAAAAGAAUCCAGAAUGCAAUGAAUCGUGUUGAAGGUGUUAACUUGAAAUUUUUCAAAAAUAUGGAAGAUCUAAGACCAUCUCACGUCCUUGGAAAUUUUGAUCCGCUUGCAUUUAAUCCGGAGGUCUACAUGGUCCGUCAUGACAGAUUUAAGGAUCAGCCUGAACCUUUGAUUAAUCUCAAAAGCGAGCUUUUGGUAAAGGAAGACAAAAAUCUAAAGAAGAAAAGCAAACAACCAAACAAAGGAUCACUAUCAUUUUCUAUAAAUCGAUUUAUGUUGAAUCAAGUUUUUGACAGUCUUGUCAACAUUGGACGUUUUAGAGAAUUUGUUCAAGCAUUUUACUAUUCUAUGGCUGAAUGGGGCGGUCUCAAUAUCGAUACUACAGACUUGAAGAAACAAGAUAUUUUUGGCAAUUUUUUUGAUAAAGUUCCCAAACUGCGCCUGAAUCAUAAGAACAGAGUUGCUUCCAUUGUUGAUGAGGCCAUGUUCAACACUCUCAUAUAUAAGGUUGGGGAGCACGGCAGAACCAAUGGACGUACAAGAACAAACAUUUUAGUGCAAAUAUUACGCUUUUUAGCUGACCCAAAUUUUGGGAAAGAUAGUAUCCCAUUGACUUUUGAGCAUAUAAACAAUAUUUGUUCUGUUUUUGUCAAGGACUUACAUUAUUAUAAUGAUUAUCAUAAGAAAAAGUUGUACACCUCGAAACAUUUCAUUCUGAGUAAACAGUUGACGGAGUUUUUGGAAAACUUGAUUGAAUUUCAACAGACCUAUAGGGAUUACUUAGGCCGAAAGGAAAAGUCUAGAGUUCCCAACUCAUUCUGCUCUUUCAUGGACAAAGUCAUUGGCAUUGUAAGCUCUUCACAUUGGACAGAUGUUGGUACUAGUGAGAAAAAGGCGUACUUUGAUAAGUUAAUCCUCAAAGCAGGUAUUUUAUACUAUAAACCAAAAGUUUCAUUAAGCAAGGAUAACUUUGACCAGCAUACUCUUGCUAUUGAAAAAUCACUUUUAAAAUUUCAAAAGACUUUGAACGCGGAUAGCAAACUUACUCCCGAGAAUAAAAAGUUACAAAUUGCUUUGAAGAGACUUGAUGUCAAGUAUUACAAAGAUUUUGAUGCAAAACAACAUACUAAGGUACUUGAAGAAAUUUAUCAAACGAUUGAUGCAGAAAAUAGUGGAAUCGAAGGCUCCACUAUCGAGCCGGCCACUAUCGAGCUGGCCACUAUCGAGCUGGCCACUAUCGAGCAGAGCGAGAUAGUGGAACACACUGCCUAG